Scophthalmus maximus (turbot) is the source of this 1657-nucleotide messenger RNA. RefSeq names its product syntaxin-2. Gene Ontology annotation, cellular component: plasma membrane; presynaptic active zone membrane; endomembrane system. NCBI's taxonomy places the organism in Eukaryota, Metazoa, Chordata, Actinopteri, Pleuronectiformes, Scophthalmidae. The coding region runs from base 396 to 1196 and encodes 266 amino acids. The transcript has 8 exons. The record is from RefSeq and is a predicted model, not a curated record. Gene Ontology annotation, biological process: exocytosis; intracellular protein transport; synaptic vesicle fusion to presynaptic active zone membrane. Gene Ontology annotation, molecular function: SNARE binding; SNAP receptor activity.
CCCCACAGAGGAGAGACUGCAGGUAGAGGUCGGAGCCUUGUCGUCGACGGCCGAAAGUAGAGAAAGAAUAAUAUCCGUUAGCGGUGGACUCCCUCACUCCUCUUCGUCGUUCCCGUGGCACUGCGCAGCACACGGCCGUGAGCAGAUAGUAGUCUGUUUUUUGAAAUUGAACCGACUUCACCGCGGUGGCAGCAGAAGAGGAAGGAGGUCGUAGCAUCCUGCUAAUGUUUGUCACAGCAGCAGCAGCAGCAGCAGCGACUUAAACGGAUUGUUUUUAUAGUUUUGAAUAUCCCACAUGUUCAUGUUGCUGUAAGAAGCUGUGUUGCAAACAGGUGGGACAUUUCAGGGGUUUUAUUUUUUUCUUUUCUUUGAAAAAAAUAAAUAAUUAUAAUAAUAUGACAGAUCCAGCAGAGAGCAGAGGCAUCAUGGAGGAUUCCUUCAAAAAGGUGGGGGAGGUGAGAAGCCUCAUCGAGAAGAUCUCCCGCCAAGCGGAGGAGGUGGAGAGAGGUCACGGCGCCAUCCUCUCCUCUACGAACCCAGACAGGAGAAAUAAACACAAGCUGGAGCAGCUGAACAGAGAGAUCAAGAAGAACGCCCACUCCGUCCGAGCCAAGUUAAGAUCUAUGCAGAAAAACUUCCCUGUGGAGGAGAACGGUAAUAAUGCCUCAGUGAUCCAGCGCAUAGAGAAGAACCAGCACUCACACCUGACUCGGUGGUUUGCAGAAGUCAUGCGGAGCUACCACAACGCCCAGAUAUCCUUCAGAGAGAAAUGCAAAGCGCAAAUUCAGAGACAGCUGGAAAUUGUGGACAAAUCGACAACAGAUGAAGAGUUGGAGGUGAUGCUGCUCCGUGACAGUCUCACCAUCUUCAUAUCUGAUAUCAACUGUGACACUCGAACUUCAAGCGAGGCUCUGAGUGAGAUCGAAUCACGUCAUCAGGACAUCCUCUGCCUCGAGUCCGGCAUCAAAGAGCUGCACGAGAUCUUUACUGACACGGCCAUGCUGCUGGAGAGUCAGGGGGAUUUGAUCAACAACAUAGAGAAGAACGUGACGAGCGCUGCAGAGUAUGUAGAUGUGUCCAAAGAGGAAAUAAAUAAAGCGGUGGUAUACAAGAAGAACCCUUAUAAGAUAGCGACUCUCCCAAGCUUCUUCAAAUCCUUCAAGAGGCAAACCGCCGCUAAGACUGCUACUGAUUAAAACACCUCAGACCUAAACCACGACUGAGCUCCGGAACCGGUUUGAACAUCGACUGCAUCAAAAGGCCGCAGACAAGCCUUGCAAUCCAGCUCAUGAGCCAACCUGUGGACAGCUUAAAGGACAAAUGCAGGAGUGGACACUAUUGUACAACCAAAAUAAUAAUAACAAUAUCAACUUCUUUGUGUAUGUUUACAGACUCCCAGUCCUCAGACUCAGGUUUGCCCCAUUUCGCUCACAAUAAGGAAACUCUUUGUUUUAUUUAUCAAGUAGCUGAUGUUCCUCUUGGUGGCCAGUAGGUGGCAUGACUGCAUCAGGGUCGUGUAAUUCCUCUUUGCAGUCCUGCUGGUAUUUUGGGGGGGUUUUGUAUUGUCAUGUCAUGUUGUCUAAAUGUCAAAUAAUAGAAACAUCAGUUGUGUGGAUAAACAUUAGGACGCUAAAUUAAAUCUGCUGUCCAUUUGUUA